AUGUCUCCGAAAAACAUCCUAGUGUUUUUCCUGCUUCUAGUGGUGCUCACCACUGCCGCUCUCGCCGACCAUGGCCCUCCGCAUAAGCCACCGCCGCAUAAGCCGCCACCACAUAAGCCACCUCCGACAGAGGAAAGCACCACCCUUGACCAAACCCUUACCACCUUUGAUGGUGGCAAGAAGAAACCACCACCAAAAGAGAAACCUCCAAUGGAAGAAACUGCCACCCUUGAUGAGGAAACCCUGACCACCUUGGACGGUGGCAAGCCUCCCAAGAAGAAGCCUCCACCAAUAAAGCCACCACCAAAGCACAAGCCUCCAGCAGGUGUUGAGGACGCCCACAAGCCACCCGGUGGUUAUAGCCGUAGGCCGCGGCCACCACCUUCGAACUAA
Eucalyptus grandis is the source of this 393-nucleotide messenger RNA. RefSeq names its product early nodulin-75-like. The record is from RefSeq and is a predicted model, not a curated record. Lineage: Eukaryota; Viridiplantae; Streptophyta; Magnoliopsida; Myrtales; Myrtaceae. The coding region runs from base 1 to 393 and encodes 130 amino acids. The transcript has a single exon.